Messenger RNA from Prunus persica (peach), 2819 nucleotides. RefSeq lists its product as uncharacterized. Gene Ontology annotation, molecular function: alpha-(1->6)-fucosyltransferase activity. The coding region runs from base 824 to 2575 and encodes 583 amino acids. Lineage: Eukaryota; Viridiplantae; Streptophyta; Magnoliopsida; Rosales; Rosaceae. Gene Ontology annotation, biological process: protein N-linked glycosylation. The record is from RefSeq and is a predicted model, not a curated record. The transcript is spliced from 10 exons.
UUACAAGCUAAGAGCUUUUCCUAAUUUGCACUCAAAACUUUAUCAUCCAAAUACAACUCAUAAUAAUGAGAGAGGUUCAUCAUGAAACGUAGUUUUUGGGAGGCAGUUAGUAUUUGGUAAUGAGCUAGAAAUUAAAGGUCUUGUUCUACCUGCACCAUAAAAACACCAUCUUUUUCUUUCAGUUGGGUUUGUGCCAUGUGUCCACUGUGCAUCACUCUAUCUUAGAUACUGACAGAGUCUCUUCGCAUAAACUGCAUAAAAAUCUUAACAACGUCGAGUGGAUGGCCGCGGUUGUUCGGAGGAUGAGAUGUCUGUUUCCUUCUUGAGAAACUCAACAAAUUCACACCCACAAACAAAGUCACAAACUCUCUCUCUCUCUCUCUCUCUCUCAAAGUACUGUAUUGUAUUUUCUUGGUUUUGCUGAGAGACCCAUUUCAAUUUUGUUCUUUUUUCUCAAUUACUCAAAGGUACACAUAAUUGAAGAUAAAACUCUUUCCAAAUUUUCUGUUUUGGUGUUGCUUUUGGCCAUGCUCAUCUCUCUCUAAACUGUUUGCUGCUUCUUUUGUGGCGUGUGUCUCUCUGCAUGGGCUCUCUUUAUGCGUUUUGGUUUUGUUACCUAUCUGUUGCUUCCGUUUCUCUUUGACAUCCAAGUGAACUAUACCUUUUACUUGAUACAAGAAGAUAUUCUGCGAUUCAUGUUGGAAGGAAGAUGAAGGUGGGCCACCAAAGUUUAAGUGAUGAGUUGGUUGGCGUCCCAUGAAAUUCCGGUGAAAAAAGCUUCAGAGUAGCUCUUGGGUUCUUUGAUUGAUCCUUAAAGGUGAAAAUGGAACCAUUAAAUCAGAAGUCGCUUGAGAGAGCUGUUUCUCAGAAGGCUUUGCAAAUGGGGAGUUCAUUUCCAUGCCAAAUUUGUGUGGUUGGUUUUCUGUGUGGAGUUUGUCUCACUUCUCUGUUUCUGGCUACUCUUACUUCAUUUGGUACUUUUGAGUUUGGUGGAUUUUCAUUUUCGACCAUUUCCGAGGGUGCUUCAGCUGAAAAUUCAAGCUCAGAGAUCAUCAGUAUGGUUGCAGGCACAAACUGCAGUUUUAAACCGAUAAUCAGAACAGAGAGAAUAGUUGAUUCACUAAGAAGUGAAGAAAUGAUCAAUAAUGAGAGUGUCUCAUUGUUGUAUUCAGUUUGGAGUGCUUUACUGACUGAAUCAGAGUCUGGAGAAAGUGAUGACUUGCAGAGACUUGGAGUAAGCACAUCUCGUGUGCCAAAUGCCCCUCAUUUGGAAAACUGCAAGUUAAAAACACAAGUAAAUGAGCGCCUCGAUAAGCGUGCUGAGAAUGAGACUUAUCCUCCCUGGACAAGUUGGAAAGGGUUGUUGGCCAAGUACCCAGCAGCUGCAACUAACGAGCAUCAAGCUACAUCUGAAGGUGCUUAUGCUCCCUGGAUUACAGGGUCUGAUGAAGAAAAUUACCCCCUGACCAGAAAAGUGCAACGAGACAUAUGGAUGCAUCAACAUCCUUUGAACUGCAGGGAUCCUAGUGUAAAAUUUCUUGUAGCUGACUGGGAAAGAUUACCUGGAUUUGGAAUUGGGGCCCAGAUUGCUGGAAUGUGUGGGCUUCUAGCUAUUGCAAUCAAUGAAAAGAGGGUCCUUGUUACCAACUACUAUAAUCGGGCCGACCAUGAUGGUUGUAAAGAUUCAUCCCGCUCCAGUUGGUCUUGCUACUUCUUUCCUGAAACAUCCCAAGAAUGUCGAGAUCGCGCAUUUGAGCUUAUGGGAAGUGAAGAAGCCUGGAAAAAAGGCACCAUUAAGGCAAAAGAAAGUUAUAAUUCAAAGCAAAUAUGGGCUGGACCUACACCUAGAACAUGGGGUGAUCCUUGGAGUCAUUUGCAACCUACCACAGACAUCAAUGGAAGUUUAGUUGCUUAUCAUCGCAAAAUGGAUCGGAGGUGGUGGAGGGCACAGGCAGUACGAUACUUGAUGAGAUUUCAAACUGAGUACACAUGUGGCUUAUUGAAUGUUGCUCGUCAUACUGCAUUUGGAAAGGAAGCUGCCAAUAUGGUCGUCACAACUUUUGAAGGGAAAUGGCCUAAGGAUGCUAUGGUCGAUCGAAGGUCUGAUAUUGAAGAAUUUGUUUGGUCUAGUCACAAGCCUUGGAUGCCUAGGCCACUACUCAGCAUGCAUGUAAGAAUGGGAGACAAAGCAUGUGAAAUGAAGGUAGUUGAAUUUGAAGAAUACAUGGGUCUUGCUGGCCGCAUUAGAAAGCGCUUCCCACAGCUCAAGAGUGUUUGGCUCUCCACUGAAAUGCAGGAAGUCAUUGACAAAUCCAGAAGUUACCGUCACUGGGACUUUUACUACACGAACGUGACCCGCCAAGUCGGAAACAUGACAAUGGCAACUUAUGAAACGAGUCUCGGCAGGGAGACUAGCACAAAUUAUCCACUUGUCAAUUUCUUGAUGGCAAGUGAAGCUGACUUUUUUGUUGGAGCAUUGGGUUCCACUUGGUGCUUCCUUAUAGAUGGAAUGAGAAAUACCGGGGGGAAAGUUAUGGCCGGAUACUUGAGCGUCAACAAGGACCGGUUCUGGUAGAGAUCCAUCUAAACUACAGGCAAUGAGAAUUAUAGAUAUGUAAAUCAUUAGGGUCAACAAUUUUGUUGUCUGUAUAUCAGUAUGUAUUAUCUACCUCUUAAUCAUGUAAGUUAUGUACAUGCCCACAUAAGCAAAGAUCCAUUAGGAAAGACUUUUAACAUAGAACGUCUAUGAUUUGUUACUUUUGCACGAGAGUGUGCUCGAGUUGAGUGGGAUAAUACAAGUAGAAAUGUGUUGACUUCCA